Molecule: messenger RNA, 3673 nt
Organism: Acanthopagrus latus (yellowfin seabream)
Lineage: Eukaryota; Metazoa; Chordata; Actinopteri; Spariformes; Sparidae
Gene: rpgrb
Product: retinitis pigmentosa GTPase regulator b
Exons: 17
Coding region: 430-2391 (653 amino acids)
Biological process (GO): ubiquitin-dependent protein catabolic process; visual perception; protein ubiquitination
Cellular component (GO): photoreceptor outer segment
Molecular function (GO): ubiquitin protein ligase activity
Source: RefSeq, a predicted model, not a curated record
AACACACAAAAGAACCUGAAAAUAUUGCAAAUUUCCUGUUUAUAUAUGUACAAUAUGUCUGUCCCUCUGCAGCAGAUGUGUGGAAAGGGUGUGCUUUGAUCCACAUCAGAUUAAGUUUCUUUCUUUUCCUAUUUUUACUGUCAAUUUACUCAGCGUCUGUAGUUACAGUUACAAAUGUUAGUAGGCAUAUGAAAAAUGCUUGUUUUUUGAAUGUGCUGUUCUUGACUAGUGUCUGCAGGGAAUUUCUUGCAGACUUAAUCAAGCUCCAAUGACCUCAAUCAAUAAGAAUCAGGGGCAGUUUUCACGUUUGGGAAGAGUAAAUUUGCUGACAACGUCCCCAGUAAAUUCUGGCUCAAAAAUGACGUCCCCUCAAAGAUCGCCUGCGGAGACGAGCACACCGCCUUAAUAACAGAAAACGGGAAACUCUUCAUGUUCGGCAGCAACAACUGGGGCCAGCUCGGUCUGGGCUCCAAAGUGACUGUGAACAAGCCGACUUGUGUCAAAGCUCUUAAAUCAGAGAAAGUUCAUCUGGUGGCUUGUGGGAGAAACCACACGCUCAUCUGCACAGCUCAGGGAAAAGUGUUUGCGUCUGGCGGGAACAGUGAAGGUCAGCUGGGCCUCGGAGACUGUGAUGAGAGGACGUCGUUCCAGAGGAUCCAGAUGUUUGAUUCUCACGGACCAAUCAAAAUGCUCGCUGCUGGGUCCAACACCUCCGCUGCUCUCACAGAAAGCGGUAAACUGUUCAUGUGGGGCGACAACACGGAGGGUCAGAUCGGUCUGGGGAAGGAGAGCCACGCCUCCUCGCCACAGGAAGUCAGCGUGGGUCGACCGAUCGGCUGGGUGUCGUGUGGAUACUACCACUCUGCCUUAGUGACCGUCGACGGAGCUCUGUACACGUUCGGUGAGCGUGACAGCGGUAAACUGGGCCUCGGAACCGACCAGCUGCCCCGACACCGAGUCCCUCAGCUGGUGAAGACCAUCAAGGAGCCCGUGGUGCAGGUGGCCUGCGGCGGGGGACACACGGUGGCACUCACAGAGGACGACGUCUUCACGUUUGGUCUCGGUCAGUUCGGUCAGCUCGGUCACGGGACGUUCAUCUUCGAGUCGCGGCUGCCGCGACCCGUCGAACACUUCAAGAGGGGCCGAGUGUGUCAGGUGACCUGUGGAGAAAACCACACGGCUGUCAUCACAGACGGCGGUCUGCUGUACACGUUUGGAGACGGUCGUCACGGUAAACUGGGACUGGGAGAAGAAAACUUCACCAACCAGUUCAAACCGACUUUGUGUCCGCGUUUCCUCAAAUACAUCGUUCAGGCAGCUCCGUGCGGCGGCUGUCACAUGGUGGUGUUGGCCCGGCCGAGGGAUCCAAACAGCGCCAACAUGACUCUGGAAGAAGGCGACGUGACGGAAGACUUCCUGGAGAAGCCGUACGUGGAGCUGCUGGGGGACACGGCCGACUCCUCCAGCCUGCAGAGGAGCCUCUCAGCUCGGGUUCGCAGGAGGGAGCGGGAGAGAUCUCCGGACCAGUUCGGCGCCAUGUUCCGCACGCUGCCCGCCAUGAUGCCCGGCUACCUCCACCCGCAGCUGCCCGUCUCCAGCCACACCGUCCCGCCCAGACUGCCUCCACCCGAGCUGACCCACAGAAAGGUGCUGAACGGCACUCACCAACACGGGAGCGCAGGGUCAAACCACCAGGGUGAGGCCGACAGCGUUGUGGAGAGCCUGACUGACACCGACAGCGUUAGAGGACUCGGAGAAACCACAGACUUCCUCAACAUGACGCAUGUGAUGAAGAUGGACCCCAGUGAUAAAUCACUCACUCUGUCUCCAGUUCAGAAGGAUUUGACAGAAUUUGGUCAGACGUGGAGAAAAAGUGAAGAGGACGGAGAAGAGGAAGAUGAUGAAGAAGAGGUGGAGGAAGAGUUGGAGGAGGAGGAUGAGGAGGAGCAGGAGGAUACGUCAGCUGAGACGGAGGGGACGCCCUCUAGUUUGGACGAGUCAACAGAGAAACCAUCAGAGACUCAGAGUCCUAAGCCUGAAGAGCUGAAAGAAGAAUCCGUACCUGACGGAGAGCAGAAAGCAGCUGAAAUCAGCGAGCAGCCCGACAGCACCGGUGAAGAGAAGAUGGACGACGGAACCAAACCAGCCAAUGGGACGACAGACGGGGGCGCUAAGAGCCAAUCAGGCUCCAACAAGAAGCUCUCUCUCUUCAGACGGCUGUCCUUCACCAGAUCCAAGACGACCAGCGACAGGGACCAGACCCCGGCGGAGGCCGCCGUCCAGGGAGAGCCUCCUCCCUCCGACCCAGAGACCAACAGAGGAGCAGCCCAACCGAGGUCUCUACCUUCCGGAGCCCGAGGGCCUCGCUCUGGAGCCUGCACAGUGCUGUGAUCCCUCAAGUAAACUCUCAGGUGGCUUCAGUCAUCGUGAAAACGACCAAAGUGUGAAAAGGUUCAUUAGCAGCGAGGCGGAGACAAACUUAAAGCAGUCCUGUGGAGUUUUGUUCUAAAAACAUCCAGAAACAAAUGAAUAUAAAACUCUUAAAAUGGCACUAAAACAUGCUGGAAUCACUUUACUUCACGUUCUGACUGCAGAGAUGCAGGUUCUGCCUGUGGACAUUAAAAAAUGAAUCAGGAGAUCGUUUAUUAGUGAGCUCGACAGCUUUAUGAACAAUUAUCCAAUCAUGGAAAUUCAACACGAUCAACUGAUCUCGAGCACAUUUUAUCUGGAUCUCACAUCGUCCUGUUGGUAUCAUGAAGUCUAACCGAUGUGUCGAGAGCAUUUCAUCCAUCAUAAAACAUGUAUAUAGUUGAUUUUUAAGUAUUUUAAAUACAAUGUUGUUUUCAUCCAUGUUAGCGAGCCUGCAGGUCUAAAGCUCCACAGGGAACCUUUAACUGUGUCUCAACAGUUCCCCUCGGGGAUGAAGGUGUUUCCUUAUAGAUCUGUGGUGAGCAGGAUCCUCCAGCUCCUCUGGACCGGACCAGAAUCACUCGUCGAGUCAGGCUGAAGCACAGAGUGAAGCCACAGCAGAGAUGAGCUGUGACAGAUUCACGUCUUCACUUGUUCUUCCGACAGAGCUGCAGCGAGCCCUUCCGCUCCUGAGCCAGCGGUAUGAACGUGACCAGUGCUCCCAGUCGCCACAGCUAGCUGCACAGCUAACUGAGCUAACAGAGCUAACUGCAGCUACAGUCUGAAUUCGUCCUGUGGCUGAUUCUCACAUAUUGCAACUUUGGUUUCCUUGUAAUGAUGUCAUCAGAGACGAGCCAGGUGAUGAUUUCUGUGAAUUUAACACGUUUGCCUCCAUCUUUAAUCAACCACUACACUUUAAACCACUGUCCAAUCACAAGUGACCUACAGCUGAGCCUCCUCCUCCACCUGUAUGACCAGCAGCACCUUGUUGCUGGGUGUUUGUUUUUAACUCUGCGCGGCACAUUUUCUACCCAGAAGCUGAGCCUGGAGGUGUGUGUGUGUGUGUGUGUGUGUGUGUGUGUGUGUGUGUGUUAAACUAUGAGGAUGUAAAUACUCUUAUUUAUUGUGACCUGGCCUUUGAGCACAUUUUGCACUUUGGAUGUGAUCUGUACGCAUCAGUUUUAUAUUCUGACAUGAUAAUCUCAUUUAACAGUUUUUUAUCGUUUGGAUUUUUGUGAUAUCAGUAAAGAUUUUUUAUAUGAAA